AUCAAACUCAGGCGAUUCUCUGGUGGGUUGAAGGUGUAAUAAUUGAUGAAGUUUCCAUAAGGAGCAGCUCCUGGAUCUUCAUUUUCCUCUUCAUUCACAUGGGGAACAGUUACGAAAGGAACUGCGCAUGCGUACAAACCAUUUGCCUGACAUUGAGAACAGAGCUGCAUUUCCUCAAACUUUGAAUUGUAAUUUAAACAGAUCCGUCAUGCUCAGCGGGAAGCGCAUCGCUGAUAUGGGCUAUAAGCUCUUCUCGGGCUCCAUGAUGCUGUUGACGAUGUACGGCGGAUACCUGUGCAUCAUGCGGGCUCAGCGAUACAUGCUGAAAAGGAAACAGCUGGAGCUGGCGGCAGAGAAUGAGAGCGCGGCUUCAGAGACCAUUAAAGACUGAAGACACGGGCUGUAAAUAAUCACUAAACCGGACACUGAUCAUGUCACACGGGUGGGACAAUAUGUGGCCCAGGAGAUUGACUGCAGAAACCCACCUGCGUUCAUGAUCCUCGAAGGGUUAAUUUGCCUUUUUGUGGAGUUCAGUGAGAUCUUAUGUGUUGUAAUAUAUUAAAUGUUCCUUGUUAAAUUUA
Onychostoma macrolepis is the source of this 581-nucleotide messenger RNA. RefSeq names its product cytochrome c oxidase assembly protein COX14 homolog. NCBI's taxonomy places the organism in Eukaryota, Metazoa, Chordata, Actinopteri, Cypriniformes, Cyprinidae. Bases 128 to 391 code for a protein of 87 amino acids. The transcript is spliced from 3 exons. The record is from RefSeq and is a predicted model, not a curated record.